Molecule: messenger RNA, 951 nt
Organism: Symbiodinium natans
Lineage: Eukaryota; Dinophyceae; Suessiales; Symbiodiniaceae
Source: the annotation of a GenBank genome assembly
AUGGCUGCCAUCAGCGCCCUCCUGUCCGCACAGGGCGGGCUGGGGUACUUGGCCAUCCAUGCCGGGCAGUUCGGAGCGCAACCGCUCCUGUCCAAGCGCUUUGUAGCACCGGGCACACCAGCCGCGUCCUUGGUUUUGGGUGCGGAGGUUGCCAAGGUGCUCGGCUGCAUGGGUAUGCUGAGGGCCGAGGGCCGCAUGGACGAAGCACUUCAGGACUGGUCCUUUCAGGGCUUCCUGCUCUCGGCGGGGAUCCCCUCGUUGACGUACUUGGUGCAGAACCUUUGUGUCCAGGUGGCCUAUCAGAAACUGGAUGGGAUCACCUUCAAUAUCCUGAAUCAGACGAAGAUGCUUUUCACCGCUCUCUUCGUGUACAUCAUAGUGGGCCGGCGUCAGUCAGCAGUGCAAUGUGUGGCAUUGGUUAUGCUGGCGGCCGCUGGCAUGUUGGUCAGCCUCUCUGAGGCCUCACAGGUCUCCAAGACUCCUAGUACGGCGGAGAGCCUCGCCAUAGGCACGUUUUGUAUUCUUCUCGGGUCUGCCCUCAGUGGACUCGGGGGUGCCAUUGUCGAGUGGACCUUGCAGCGAAAACGCCGAGACAGCUACCUCUUCAGCUCAGAGAUGGGGAUCCUGGGAUGUGUGAUCAUUGUCAUCACUCACCUGAUGAACGCCUCUCCGGGAGACGAAGGACUCUUCCAGAGGUGGACUCCGCGCACCUUCAUCCCUGUGAUUUCCCAAGGCUGGGGCGGCAUCGUGGUGGGCUUGAUCGCAAAAACAUCGGGCAGCGUGAAGAAGGGAUUCGCGGUAAUGGUCGGCCUUAUACUGUCUUGUGUGCUGAAGUGGAUGGUGGACGGCGAGUCUUUGCAUUGGUCCACGAUCGUUGCAGUUCCGCUGGUGGCCUCGAGUAUCUAUCUGCACGCGAAGUAUCCUCCUAAGAAGCCUGCAAAGCAGGCGUAG